ACGAUGGUGAGUCAUCUUCAUCGGAGUUGAUCAGCCGCUCCGAAGCCAGCAAACUUUUGAAAAUAACACGCCUCGGUUUCGAAACGUGAAAGCGACCAACCGACUCCACCGAACUUUCUCCUCUUUUUUCCUUUAUCUUCUAAAAUAUCAAAGGCGAUCAUCGCUUUAUCAAAUGAUUCUACUAUCAGAUUCUGCGGCAUCUCCUUUCCCUUAAAAAUCAAUUCCAACCCAAUCCAGUCACACCUACAUCUUUUCCCUUCCUGUUCUUGUACCGAUACUGAAAUUGCCGGUUGUUGCAGUGAAAUAGACAAUGGGGGCUGAUGGUCUAGGAACUGUGUUUACACCAUCAUUGGAAGGAAUGAAGCUCGUCAAAUCUGAUCACGGAGAAAUGCUCACUAAACCUUUCUUGGAUGUCUGCAAAUUGAUUUUGCCUGUUAUCGAUAAGUUUGGAGCUGCCAUGACCCUUCUAAAAUCUGAUAUCGGUACGAGAUUGGAAAACAAGUAUUUGUCUGAUCCGUCUAAAUACAACCACUUAUACACUAUGAUUCAAGAGGAGGUUGAUGCUAAAACAGCCAAAGGAUCUUCCAGUUGUACCAAUUGUCUUCUUUGGUUAACCAGAGCAAUGGAUUUCCUUGUGCAACUGUUCCUGAAUUUACUUGCACACCCAGAUUGGACAAUGUCACAAGCCUGUACAGAUUCAUAUGGCAAGACACUGAAGAAAUUUCAUGGCUGGGUUGCUAGUUCAUAUUCUACUGUUGUCAUAAAGCUUGUUCCAGACAGGAAGAAGUUCAUGGAAGUAAUUUCUGGCCCAGGCAAUGUUGCUGCUGACAUGGAGCAAUUCUGUUCAACCUUUCCUCCAUUUCUUGAAGAGAAUCACAAGUUCCUGGCUAGUGUUGGUCUGGAUAAUAUGAAAGCUUUAUAAUUGAGGAGAUCCUUCUGAUGACUGGCAGUGGCUUUGGUUACCUUUUCUCCCGUUGAUUUAGCUUCAAAAACUUUAGACGCUAGAGCUACUUCAAAUUAUACAGCUAUUUACUCUUCCAUUCAACUCUUCUGUUCAACAUGUGUUAUGAUAACUUCAAUUUUUUUAUUUAGUCUU
Molecule: messenger RNA, 1096 nt
Organism: Populus euphratica (Euphrates poplar)
Lineage: Eukaryota; Viridiplantae; Streptophyta; Magnoliopsida; Malpighiales; Salicaceae
Product: pleckstrin homology domain-containing family A member 8-like
Exons: 7
Coding region: 311-922 (203 amino acids)
Biological process (GO): intermembrane lipid transfer; ceramide transport
Cellular component (GO): cytoplasm; cytosol; membrane
Molecular function (GO): ceramide 1-phosphate transfer activity; ceramide 1-phosphate binding
Source: RefSeq, a predicted model, not a curated record